AUGGAAGCUCUCACUGCUUCCCACCACCACAUCCCUCUUCCUCUCCUUCAAUCGCCACCUCAAAUUUCAUCGACCCUUUCUUCUUCUAGUUACCGGAAUCUGAGUUUUAGCGCCGCCAACAAGCCGUCGCGAUCCUCCUCUUCAUUCGGAACCGCUUCAAUCCCCAGACUGGUGCGUCCUUCCACCUCCUAUUCCAGCAUCAGAUGUGGUGCAUCUUCUUCGUCUUCCGCAAUUACCCAGAUUACAGAAGCCGAGUUCCCGUCCGUUGUACUCAGCUCCGACCGGCCCGUCCUCGUCGAGUUCAUUGCCAGUUGGUGCGGCCCUUGUCGCCUGAUCUCUCCCGCCAUGGAGUGGCUAGCCAAGGAAUAUGCUGACAGAUUGACCGUUGUGAAGAUCGAUCACGAUGCCAAUCCGAAGCUAAUUGAAGAGUACAAAGUAUAUGGAUUGCCCGCAUUGAUGCUCUUCAAGGAUGGACAGGAAGUUUCCGGGAGCCGGAGGGAAGGUGCUAUUACGAAGGCGAAGCUCAAAGUGUAUGUUGAUUCACUCUUGGACUCCAUCUCAGUUGCAUAGUAACUUACAGCUAUUAGCAAGUAGUAGCAUAUGUUGAAAACCGUCCUUCCCGCCGGUCACCGGUAGGAGGAAUUUUUGCUGCAUUUGGCUGUGUACUAAUGUCAUAUAUGAACACUUAACUCUCCAUUGGGAGAUAUGCUCUAUUAUUUGUUGUGGUCUUGUGUAUGUAUAGCUAUUGUGGCAAAAUACCACUGCAAUUGAACGAAGAGGAAACCCCUUGUUGAAUGGGUUGUGGCUUCCAUAAUCUUGAAUGUAAAGUUUGUUACUUUUCGGCAGUGAUAUGCUUGGCCUUGAUGUUCUUUGUUUGGAAACAUUUCUUGGGAACUUUUUUUUUAAGCUGGUCUGCAGGGCAGUGUCUAUGGCGGAACAGAGACAGAGACAGAGACAGAGUAACAAUCUAAUGCUUGCUUGGUCUUUGUUAAGAAAGGGGGAAAAACUCAGGUUUCCAAAAUCGCCUAACAGAAUUCAAGGGUUAUUGUUGAAACAAGAAGUAGCUCCCAACUAAAACAACUCUCACCUACAAAUACUACUCCUGCCUUUGCUCUGCUCUGCUCACUCGUCUCUGUUUUGUUUUUCCUUCCUCUAUGCCCUUUCUUUUUCCUUCUUUCUUUGGUGUCCUUAUUUGAAAACAAAGCCUGAACCCAUAAUGUGCUAGUCCUAUGUGCUUCAUCUUCAAGCCUCCAUAUCCUUGAUCUUGGUACUGCUGGCGGUGCCAAUCACAGCAUCGUCCGGGAUAUACUGUCCCCAGAACCAGUGCUUCCUCCAUACAUUGUUCAUCUCUUCAAUGGGGACGUUCUUGGUCUCCGGUAGGAAGAAGUAGAUGAAGAGCGUCAUCACCACCACCCAGCAGGCGAAGAAGAGGAAAAGCCCGAACUUCAUGUGGCAGAGCAUGGUGAGGAAGAACUGGCCGAUGAUGAACGUGAAGGCCAUGUUCACAGCCACAUUGAUGGCCUGUCCCGCUGAUCGGAUCUCCAGAGGGCAGAUCUCGCUCGGCACCAGCCACCCCAACGGCCCCCAUGACCACGCAAAUGCCGCCACAUAGAAGCAGAUCAGGAUCAGCACGAGCAGCGAGUCGGCUUUAGACAUCACCCCAACUCCUGCAGACCCAAAUGCCUUCGCGAUCAUCACUGCAACAAGCACCUGCAGCGCGCACAGACACACAUACACGCACAAGAAAGUUGUCAAGAGAGAAACGUCCUAAUGGAACAGAGCCCUUCUCCCCAACCUAUCCACCGCCAAGAUCGAAAUGAAGGUCGCAAAGACAUUGACAAGGCCAGUGAUGACAGCAGACAUGAGGGAAGCAUCGUCACCGAAUCCCAGAGUCUUGAACAGGACUGGUGCGUAGAACAUGAUCACAUUGAUCCCAGUGAACUGCUGGAAGAAAGGCACAAGGAAGCAGAUAGCCAAAUGAGGCCUGUACUCCGGCUUCAAGAUGGUCGACCACUGGCCAUCCACUCUCAUUGCAGCAUGGGUCGCGUCGAUCAGGUCCUGGAACUCCUCGUCGACAUUGUCAGUGCCGCGGAUCUUCUUCAACAUCUCCCUCGCCUUCUCCGUGUUGCCCCGUGCCAGGAUCGAGUUCGGGGUGUCCGGCAGAAAGAUGGACCCCACGGUGAUCAUGAUGGCAGGAACCGCAGCGAGCCCCAAGGAUGCUCUCCAUCCCCAGUCCUUGGAAGCAAAUGUAAAGUUGAUCAAACCUGCGACCAAGAUGCCGAUGGUGAUCGCCAUCUGGAACCCGAUGUUGAGAGCUCCCCUGAGCUGGGAAGGCGCCAUCUCGGACAGAUAGAGCGGGACAGACUGGUUGGCGAACCCGACCCCAACACCGAGAAGCAGGCGACCGACGAUGAGCAUCGCCACGUCGACUGCUACACCGUUGAGGAUCGCUCCGGCGAGGAACACGAUGCCUCCGAACAGCAUCGAGAUCUUUCGGCCGAAAACCUUGGUGACAUAGGCUGCGACCGCGGAGGCGAACAGGGCGGCGAGGUAGAGGGAUGAGGUGAACAAUGUGAGGAGAUGGCUGUCGAAUUUGCAGUACAUGCUCUCGUGGUGGCCUUCUUUUUCCUUCCUGUACACGGAAGGGAAGAACUUGCUCAAGAACGAAUCCAUGGAGGUGACACCACCCGAGAUCCCGAUGUCGUACCCGAAGAUCAGACCUCCACAUGCUGCAACUAUGCAGGCGAUGAGCACGAACCCGGUGACGCGGCCUUGGAACUGCUUUGUUCCGCUAUCGGGGACAUAGCCACCUCCAGCCAUUUCGGAAACCCACCUCCUGUUUUCAAGCUUUCUUUCUGGUUUCUUUACUACUUUCUGGUCUCGGUUAAAUCACCUAAUUAUUUAUCUACGCAGGAUGCUAAUGAUCUACUGCGACAGAACACACAACCAGGAGAGGAUGGUCGUGGGGGAGUUGGGGACUUAUUACUUAUUAACCCAAAUGAUAGUUUUUGUGCUGAUUAGAGCAGUGAGAGGAGAUCGGCGUGUUUAUAUGAUGCAGGAAGCCAUGAAAGUAGGCAACUGCAUGGUGAUGAUUUAGUAUAGCGCUGAAAGUCAGUGAAGGUUUUGGUAUUGGUGUUGAGUUUUGUCUUAAAUCUGCUGUUGGUCUUCGUUCAAAUUGGUCCUUAAAUAGUCUUCUUUCUUUGCUAUUUUGUCCCUGCAAAUUUGGAUUUUCUAAAUAAAUAAAUCAAUGUAUAUUUACUAAUUAAAAAUGUAAUGAACAAUCAGGAUGAUAUUAUUUUUCUG
This is a messenger RNA of Linum tenue, 3303 nucleotides long. Lineage: Eukaryota; Viridiplantae; Streptophyta; Magnoliopsida; Malpighiales; Linaceae. The record is from the annotation of a GenBank genome assembly.